AUGAAUAGGCACCACGCCUUCGCCAACGGCCAUGCUGCCAACAAAAAGCGCGAUGAUGACGGCUAUCGUCCCUACUCCGACCGCGCCGAUCUAGAGAACAAGUACAUCUGGGGCAUGCAUGAUCUCGUUGAAGAUGAAAAGCCAGAGGCAGCCUUUGGUCGUCGAUUCGAACCACGAAAGAAAGCACUACACUCCCGCUCUCGUCUAAUACGACUUGGGUUGAUGGCUCUGGGGACAAUCGCCUUGAUCAUCUACUUCAUUUUCCCUUCAGCCCUACAAGGUUCUUUACUGUCCAGCGCCGAUACUUCUCUAGAGCAGUCCGAUAUCGAGACCUUGCGAUAUUACGACCUCACGGAUGCGCAGGGAUCUUCGGUAGGAUGGCAUCGGGAAGAGCGGGUUUUACUGUGCACUCCUUUACGAGAUGCUGCACCGCAUCUGCCCAUGUUCUUCGCCCAUCUGCGCAACUUCACCUACCCACAUCGCCUCAUCGACCUGGCUUUUCUUGUCUCCGAUUCGAAGGACAACACCGAAGAAUUACUCUCACAAAUGCUGGAAGCGCAGCAAGCCGAUCCUGACCCAUCACAACAUUAUGGUGAGAUUUCCGUCAUACACAAAGACUUUGGACAAGCCGUGAGUCAAGAUUUCGAGAGUCGUCAUGGGUUCGCUGCGCAAGCCAGCCGGAGAAAGCUUAUGGCACGAGCACGAAACUGGUUGCUUAGCGCGGCAUUGAGACCUUAUCAUAGUUGGGUAUACUGGCGCGAUGCCGAUGUGGAAACCUGUCCCUACACUGUCAUUGAGGAUCUAAUGCGACACGACAAAGAUAUCACGGUCCCAAACAUCUGGCGUCCAUUGCCCGAUUGGUUAGGUGGUGAACAACCCUACGAUCUGAACUCGUGGCAAGAGUCAGAGACGGCCAUGGCUCUAGCGGAGACUUUGGACGAGGAUGCUGUCAUUGUGGAAGGAUAUGCCGAGUACGCCACCUGGCGGCCGCAUCUGGCGUAUCUUCGAGAUCCAUAUGGAGACCCAGACGUCGAAAUGGAACUUGACGGCGUCGGUGGUGUGUCGAUCCUGGCAAAGGCCCGAGUUUUCCGUGCCGGCGUCCAUUUCCCUGCUUUCUCCUUUGAACGCCACGCCGAGACUGAAGGCUUCGGCAAGAUGGCCAGACGCAUGGGGUUUUCGGUGAUUGGUCUACCGCAUUACACUGUCUGGCAUCUCUAUGAACCGUCAGUAGACGAUAUCAGACACAUGGAGGAAAUGGAAGCGGAAAAGCGCGAGAGAGAGAAGCAAGAAAAAGAAAAUGCCGCCGUGGCCAAGAAGAUCCAGGACGAAUUCCGCCCCGUGAACUCGCAGUGGGAAGAGGACAAACAAGCCAUUGCUGGGGAGGCUGAAGAGGCUAACUCUCAGAGUGACGCCAAAGAGGAAACGAGAAAGAAUGAAGGUAUGAAGAAGACGGACAUUCGUCAGGGAGACGGCACCGAGGAGCUGAGCGCCAAAGAUGAUGGAGACACCGCGGCUGAGGGCGAGAAGGUAAAGGACAAGAAGAAGAGCAACAAGGCGGGUGCGAAGAAGCCCAAGGUUGCGGCAGAACCUAGAGAAGACGAGGAUGAUGAAUGA
This is a messenger RNA of Capronia coronata CBS 617.96, 1614 nucleotides long. Its product is annotated as mannan polymerase II complex ANP1 subunit. The record is from RefSeq and is a predicted model, not a curated record. Gene Ontology annotation, cellular component: mannan polymerase complex. Bases 1 to 1614 code for a protein of 537 amino acids. Gene Ontology annotation, molecular function: alpha-1,6-mannosyltransferase activity. NCBI's taxonomy places the organism in Eukaryota, Fungi, Ascomycota, Eurotiomycetes, Chaetothyriales, Herpotrichiellaceae. The transcript is spliced from 2 exons. Gene Ontology annotation, biological process: cell wall mannoprotein biosynthetic process; protein N-linked glycosylation.